AUGGACUACUCCCGUUUCGACCACAUCGGCUCCUCCUCCUCCUCGGAUGACGACGACGCGCCGCUGCCGCCUCGCCACCCGCCACCCGCCGUGCGCGACGAUCUCGAGGACUACUUCCGGCGGCUCGACGAGCGACGCUCUCGCUCGGAGCCGGCGGAUGCGGCCGUGGCGCUGCCGUGUGCAGCAGCGCACGCCUUUCACUCGGAGUGCGUGCGCGGUGCUCUCGCGGCGUCGGUGCACUGCCCGCUCUGCCGCGUUGACGUGCGAUCGCUCGUCGUCAGCGCGGCGGCGCCAUCAGAUGGGCCGCUAUUAGCCAAUUAA
Messenger RNA from Emiliania huxleyi CCMP1516, 321 nucleotides. RefSeq lists its product as hypothetical. Lineage: Eukaryota; Haptophyta; Isochrysidales; Noelaerhabdaceae. The transcript is spliced from 2 exons. The coding region runs from base 1 to 321 and encodes 106 amino acids. The record is from RefSeq and is a predicted model, not a curated record.